AUGUUCCUCGAUGCUCCACCGUGCUGGAUCUCACGCAAUAUACUUAAAGGGAAGCAACUAGAACAAGCUAUCCAAUCUUUGGUCUAUACCCUAUUCCCCGGCUGUAACGUUACCAAUGUACGGCGUGUGAGUGGAGCUCUGACAAAUGCUGUAUACUUUGUGACAGUGGGUAAUACAACCACCUUGCUAUUACGAGUGUACGGGAUUGGCAGCGAUGAAUUCAUUGAUAGAUCCAACGAGUUGCUUUGGUUGAAUCGAUUAGCCCAUCUCAAGUUGGGUCCUCGUCUUUUGGCUAUCUUUGGCAAUGGUCGCUUUGAAGAAUUCCUACCCUCCACCACCCUCACUCACUCAGACUUACAAGACCCAGUCUUAUCAGCUCAAAUCGCACGUCGCUUCCGCCAACUCCAUAGCCUUAUCGAUAUUUAUCCACCAGCAUCACCGGAUGAGAUGGCAAUAUGGCACAGUGUCGACCGAUGGUUCGAAACAUUGCAACAAGAAUCACAUUCUCUCCCAUUCAUCUUUGACUUUGACCGGCUGGGCCGUGAGAUUGAUCAAUGCAAGGCAUUCUUGAAGAAUACAAGCCCCAUUGUCUUUGCACACAACGAUGUUCAGUAUGGUAAUGUGCUUCGACUCAAGGGAACAGCAAAUACGUUAGUAUUGGUGGAUUUUGAAUAUGCAGGUUACAAUCCUCGUGGUUAUGACAUUGCCAAUCACUUUAUCGAAUGGACGUACAACUAUCAUGGUGAUACCCCUGCACUCAUGUGCCCUGAUGCCUUCCCAAGCACUGCACAACAAAUUCGCUUCUUGAAGGAGUAUGCUAAUGGUGAUGACAAUCUUGUGGAUUCUCUCCUUGUGGAAACGCGGCAAUGGCUCAUGGCUGUUCAUUUGCAUUGGGGUUUGUGGGGUCUUGUUCAAGCAUGCCAUAGUGAAAUUGACUUUGAUUAUAUCUCAUACGCUUUGGAACGUAUCGGGGCAUUCCGUAAAGAGUUGCAGAAAAUGACUGUUGAUCAAUAA
Messenger RNA from Lichtheimia ornata, 1014 nucleotides. RefSeq lists its product as uncharacterized. The transcript is spliced from 4 exons. The record is from RefSeq and is a predicted model, not a curated record. Gene Ontology annotation, molecular function: choline kinase activity; ethanolamine kinase activity. The coding region runs from base 1 to 1014 and encodes 337 amino acids. Gene Ontology annotation, biological process: phosphatidylcholine biosynthetic process; phosphatidylethanolamine biosynthetic process. Lineage: Eukaryota; Fungi; Mucoromycota; Mucoromycetes; Mucorales; Lichtheimiaceae. Gene Ontology annotation, cellular component: cytoplasm.